AUGGCCUCUCCCUCCAACUUCGUCCAGCUCGCAAAGAGCCUCCCAGAGCCGCUGCAGCGCUUCUUUGCGCGCUGGCCGCCCGCGGCGCUCGUCGCACCCGGCACUGCUCCGACGCCGUUCCAGGAGCAACGGCCGAAUCCCUUUCGAUUCUACAAGCACCCCGUGACUGGGAGAUGGCAGGAUCCCGUCUACUCGCAGCGGAGACAGGCGCAUCUCGUCAAGCUUGCGCGGGAGCACGGCGUUGAAGAGCUGCUGCCGGAGACGACCAAGGGCACCGAAUACCAGCUGGCUCAUCGUGUUGAGCAUGGUCUGAGAGUCAAGGGUACGGGUGUGGGACAGAAGGUCAAGGGUCACAUCCACGAACGACACAUGAUUGCAAAGAUGGAACAGAGGAGAAAAGCCAUGCUGGAUAUGCCCAGACUCAUCCGGGCCUGGAAAAGUAUCGGGAAGAGAAACUGGACCAAGUUUCCGAAAUAA
This is a messenger RNA of Trichoderma virens Gv29-8, 477 nucleotides long. RefSeq lists its product as uncharacterized. Gene Ontology annotation, molecular function: structural constituent of ribosome. The coding region runs from base 1 to 477 and encodes 158 amino acids. Lineage: Eukaryota; Fungi; Ascomycota; Sordariomycetes; Hypocreales; Hypocreaceae. The transcript is spliced from 3 exons. The record is from RefSeq and is a predicted model, not a curated record. Gene Ontology annotation, cellular component: mitochondrial large ribosomal subunit.